Zingiber officinale is the source of this 1738-nucleotide messenger RNA. RefSeq names its product G2/mitotic-specific cyclin S13-7-like. Gene Ontology annotation, cellular component: cytoplasm; cyclin-dependent protein kinase holoenzyme complex; nucleus. The coding region runs from base 131 to 1549 and encodes 472 amino acids. NCBI's taxonomy places the organism in Eukaryota, Viridiplantae, Streptophyta, Magnoliopsida, Zingiberales, Zingiberaceae. The record is from RefSeq and is a predicted model, not a curated record. Gene Ontology annotation, molecular function: cyclin-dependent protein serine/threonine kinase regulator activity. Gene Ontology annotation, biological process: regulation of cyclin-dependent protein serine/threonine kinase activity; mitotic cell cycle phase transition. The transcript has 8 exons.
GUUGCCCUUCCUUUAAACCCCUCGCCUCUUCACCUUUUGACCACUCCUUGUUUCCCUCCCUCCCUCUCGCCGGCGAUCGUACCGGGGUUGUUUGAGUUGAGCGUCCGACGGAGGUAGCGGAGAAGAAGUAAUGGCCACCCGGCGUCAGCAGGCCCUGGUCUCCCAUGGACAGAGAGCUGGGGUAGUGCCGCCGGCGGUGGGCAAGCAGAAGACUGUCGCUGCGGCCGCUGCAAAGAACCGCCGUGCCCUAGGAGAUAUCGGCAAUGUUGUUAAUCCCCGAGUUCCAGAAGGGAAACAGCAACUUCAAAUCAAUCGCCCAAUCACACGAAGCUUUGGUGCUCAACUUCUGGCAAAUGCAAAAUCUGCUGCUGCUGCUGCCGAAGCUAAUAAGAGACCUGUGGUUGUUGUAUCUGAUGGGGCAGCUGACAAAGGUGCAGCAGCAAAACCGCCUCUGAACAAGGUCACAAGAAAACCUGAAGAGAAGAAGACUAAGAAGAAGGAUAAAACAGUACUAGUGACAGACCCUGACAAGAAUGUUGCUGCAAGUAAAAUCGAAGAGAAGAUAGUAGUGACAGUGCCCUUAGUUGAUGUCCAAACACAUCCUGCAUCUUCCCACAAAAGGUCUUCCAGGAAAAAAGUUAAUGCAUAUUCUUCUGUGCUCACUGCUCGAAGCAAGUUUGCUUGUGGAAUCUCUUCUAAGCCAAAGGAUUUGGUUGAUGAGAUUGAUGCAGCAGAUGCUGAGAACCAAUUGGCAGUUGUGGACUACGUCGAAGACAUCUACAAAUUCUAUAAAUCUUCUGAGCAUGCAAGCAAACCCCAUGACUACAUGGACUCACAGGUUGAGAUCAAUGCAAAGAUGAGAACAAUUCUUGCUGACUGGCUAAUAGAAGUGAACCAUAAAUUACAGUUGGCCCCUGAAACUCUCUACUUAACAUUUAACAUAAUCGACCGAUACCUUUCAAUGGAAUUCCAAACUCUGUUUAAAGAAUUCCAACUCGUGGGGGUAUCUGCCAUGCUCAUUGCCAGCAAAUAUGAGGAGAUUUGGGCCCCAGAGGUCAACGACUUCCUUUGGAUGGCAGACAGGUCAUACAGCAGAGAGCAAGUCCUUGGCAUGGAGAAGAGAAUUCUGAACAAGCUCGAAUGGAACUUGACUGUGCCAACCCCGUAUGUGUUUCUCGUGAGGUUUAUCAAGGCUGCGGCUUGCGACAAGGAGAUGGAACACAUGGUGUUCUUCUUCGCUGAGUUGGCUUUGAUGAACUACUCCAUGAUCAUGUUUUGCCCGUCGCUGGUCGCGUCAUCUGCGGUUUAUGCUGCACAAUGCACACUAAACAAGAGCCCUGUUUGGAGCGAGAGACUGAAGAGGCACACUGGCUUUUCUGAAGACCAAUUACUGGACUGCACGGAGAUGCUGGUGAACUCCCAUGCCAUGGCUCGUGAGAGCAAAUGGAAAGCUGCCUACAAGAAGUAUGCCGAGGAGGAUUUCAGUGCCGUGGCGUUGCGUCCCUCGGCCACGAAAUUAAUAGAGGAGUUGAAGGCUUCCAGAAUAUGAUGCUGCGAAAAUCCACUUGUUUUCCUGAAAAAUUAUUAGUGGCGCUUCGUUUCCAUGUUCUUAACGAAAGAACAUUAUUUCUUGGCAAUUUUGUCGCUACUUUAGAAUGUGUAAAUAAUUGCUCGUUACUAAAAAAAAAAAUUACUAAAAAUUUACCGAUAUAUUAGUGGUGAAUGAAUUUGAUUUUCG